Messenger RNA from Paraglomus occultum, 294 nucleotides. The record is from the annotation of a GenBank genome assembly. Lineage: Eukaryota; Fungi; Glomeromycota; Glomeromycetes; Paraglomerales; Paraglomeraceae.
GAAAGAGAUAGUCAAUAUUCAACACCCCCCGAAACAUAUUCUAACAGCACUCAUGAACAGAUUGUCACACAAAACGAGAAUGUUCCAGCAUCUGAUAACGUUCCAAAUUCUGAUAUAUACCAACCUGUCUGUACAGAAUCUAAAUCACUGGAAGAUAAGAAAAUAGAUAAGUUUCUGGUCGAAAGACAUAAUGAACAGAUUAGUAAUGAGAUUAGAGAAAGAAAUAGGGAAAAGAAGCUUCAGGCCCAAGACUUAUCUCCAGUUAAUACAUCCAACUUAGCUGAAACUCAUUAA